Molecule: messenger RNA, 1910 nt
Organism: Nanorana parkeri
Lineage: Eukaryota; Metazoa; Chordata; Amphibia; Anura; Dicroglossidae
Gene: KLHL30
Product: kelch like family member 30
Exons: 8
Coding region: 111-1883 (590 amino acids)
Molecular function (GO): protein binding
Source: RefSeq, a predicted model, not a curated record
AAGGGAGCAGAAGUGAGCGACCAGGCUUGCACAGAGCCAUACACAGCCUCCAGACCUGAACUGUUGGUCAAUGUUUGUCCUCCUGUGGUAAAGACUUUUGAGAAUAAAGCAUGGUGAGAAACAUUGAUGAUCUGGAAUUCUGCCUCCCCUCUCACUCAGACUCUAUACUAUCGGGCCUGCAGUCUCUUCGUUUUAACCCUCAACUCUCAGAUGUCACCCUUCUUAUUCAAGGACGGGAGUUUCCUUGCCACCGGGCAGUGCUGGCUUUGUGCAGCCAAUAUUUCCUUGCUAUGUUCACUGGAAACUUCCAGGAAAGCAUCUCUGCUCAUGUGGAGAUCAAAGAGGUAGAUGCAGACCUUAUGGAGACACUGAUUAAUUUUUGUUACACUGGCCGUCUCACCAUUAACAAGGACAAUGUAGAGGGGCUUAUCCUUAUUUCCAACCAGCUUAAUUUCCCUGCUGUGCGAAAGGUGUGUAUACGUUAUUUGCAACAACAGAUGGAUGCCACCAAUUGCCUAGGAAUCUGGGAAUUUGGUGAAACGCAUGGCUGCCCUGAGGUGACAGCAAAGGCCUGGUCUUUCCUACAGGAGAACUUUGAGACAGUAUACCAAGAAGAAGAAUUUCUACUUCUGCCUCAUGAGCUUUUGCUUCGGUACUUGGGUGAUCCCCUGCUACAAAUGAGAGAAGAUCAGAGUCGGGCAAAGGCAGUACUUCAGUGGGUGAGACAAGAUGAAAAGACCAGAGCUCCCUACCUACCAGAGCUUCUUAGCAUAGCCAGGCUGUCAAACUUGACUGACCACUGUCUACAAGAGCUGGAAUCUGAACCGUUGAUCAGUGAAUCUGAGCCAUGCAAAGCUCUGAUCAGAAGGAAUCUCGGAGAGGUGACAAAGGGACAUACAGAGCUGGCCACUGUGUCUCUUCAGCAGGUGGUGGUGGUGGUAGGGGGCAAGGUGCUGGAGGAGGAAGAGGAGGAUGAUGAUGAGGAUGAAGAUGAUGAAGCACCUCCCAGAACAUUGCCAAAUGUUGCCUACUAUAAUCCUAAAACCAAGAUGUGGAUGGCUCUCCCAGAUUUCCCCGAUUAUAAUAAAUGGGGAUUCUCCGUCACCUCCUUGAACAAUGACAUCUAUGUUACAGGAGGCUCUCGAGGUUCUCGAGAUGAUUCAUGGUCCACCCGUCAUGGCUGGUGCUUUGUAUUGAAUGAAGGAUUGUGGAAGCCAUUAUUGCCUAUGAUAAAUCCACGUACCAACCACGCUAGUGCCUCUUUAAAUGGGGAGGUAUAUGUCGUUGGAGGGACUCUGCAGGAAGCAGUGGAGGUGGAGUGUUAUGAUCCCUACAGUGGCACAUGGUCAGCAGUAAGCCCCGCACGGAAAUAUGUCAGCAACUUUACUGCUGUUGGCUGCAGUGGAAAGUUGUAUGUGGUUGGUUCUUGUGCUGUAAAGUACAAUGCACUAACCCUUCAAUGUUACAAUCCAUCUAUAGAUAGCUGGAGUGUCAUCGCAUCGCCAUUUAUUCCAAAGUAUCUCUCCUCUCCUCGCUGUUGUGCACUAGGAGGCGCUGUCUAUCUUAUUGCUGACAACACCAAGAAAGUUUACAUGUAUCGUUUAGAAGCGAACCUAUGGAAGAAGGUGCAGCUCCUGCAUACCCUUCAUGAGAAUGGAGGCAUGACUUCUGUGGGCUCACAAAUCUAUGUGACAGGUGGCCACUGGCAUGGCAUGGCACGUGAAUAUAAUGUGGUGAUGGAGUCAUAUGAGAGCAUUACUGAUACUUGGACUCGGGAAGGGGCCCUGCCAAGCCGCUGGAUGUACCACUGCACAUCUGCCAUCUUCAUGGACACCUCUCGUUGGCCUAGCAUAUUCCAAGGACAAUCAGAACUUGAGGUUUGACAGGACAUAUACUCAAUGGAAUGUGCA